This is a messenger RNA of Aspergillus neoniger CBS 115656, 2300 nucleotides long. RefSeq lists its product as uncharacterized. Gene Ontology annotation, biological process: regulation of DNA-templated transcription; DNA-templated transcription. Gene Ontology annotation, molecular function: DNA-binding transcription factor activity, RNA polymerase II-specific; zinc ion binding; DNA binding. The transcript has 4 exons. Lineage: Eukaryota; Fungi; Ascomycota; Eurotiomycetes; Eurotiales; Aspergillaceae. The coding region runs from base 90 to 2231 and encodes 713 amino acids. The record is from RefSeq and is a predicted model, not a curated record.
CUAAAUUCUCUCUUAUGGCAUAAAGGAUUGUGGCACCUGGCCGGUUACUUUCCAAAUGUCAACUGUGUAGUUGUCACAUGUGUCUAGCCAUGCCGCAACCUACGCGACAGACCCAGCGAGUCCCCCGAACAUGCAUGCAAUGUGCUCGGAGAAAGAUCAGAUGCUCCAAGAGAAUACCAUGCGAAGAGUGCAUCCGCCGCGGUGAUACUGUUGCCUGCAAGCGCGAGAUUGUCAGGGUCCAUGGCAAGGUCACCGUUGCAGUAGACGAGGAGACACGAAUCGAUGAUUCAGACGCAGAAUCGAACCUUGUGCGAGAGAACACCAGUCUCAAAACUCGCAUUAGGCAGCUAGAAUCCGUACUCUCUCGGCCUGAAACGCUGAAACUUGAGGCGGAUAUCUUCCGGCUAUCUCCUGCUGCAGGAAAUCCGCAAUCGUCGGACAAGAUUCUGAACGAUUUUCAGAGUCUACCGUUUGGACUUUUGGUGGAAGCGUCACAGGUCCCCCGGAGCACAAUUCAUCCAAGGGACGACCACUUACUACUUGUAUUACCAGAUCGGCAUUGGAGCGAAAUGAUUGUGCGGUUCUCUCUGGAUCAUUUCGGAUGGGUUCAUUGCGCUCUAGAUGCUUCAGGAUUUAUGGUUGACCAUUCUUCGUUCUGGGACCGCCUAAGCCACAGCAGAUUAGACAGCCCAAGGAACAAUGCCUGGAUUGCGGUGUAUCUUAGUGUGUUGGCCACAGGAGUAUAUUUUAUGGGAGAGGACAAUAUUUGCAAGAUCCGCUUUCUCCAAGAGUCACUCCCUUCUUACAAGCCAUCGCUCCUAAGCAGAGUACCCACGGAGCUAUGCCGUACCUGGUGCGAAGCCGCUCUGAAGGAGCUCAACUAUGCCAACUACUUGAGCAAGCCCAGUAUUCGGACUGUACAGACACUGGUGAUUUUGAAUAUCGUACACAAGAAUCUUGGCGAGUCAUGUCGCGAAUAUACUCUACACGGUCUUGCGGUCAAUAUUGCCCGCUUGAUUGGAAUUGAUCGUCUCGGAGGCCGUCACGAGCGACAAAAUACCUCGCCAGUAAAAGACACAGGGCUCAUUCGGAAAGAUGAAAACGUUUACCGCAGGCUUUGGUGGACCUUGGUGAUCUGUGACUGGAUGACUGUAUGGUCGCGUCCAAUUUCCAUACACCCGGACUCCUUCACAACCGUGCUAGAAACAGAAGAUAACAAGGAAAUUUCUCCCACUUUAGCUGGUGGCGAGAAAGUCCCAUCCCCAUAUGAGUACCAUAAAGCAAUGGCCCAGCUCGCCGCCACCAUGCAGAAUCACGCCAGAUCCAUUAAAGAAUGGACGACGGCGACUGUUCAAGCCUCCUUUGAGGAGCUCGACGCUGUAACUUCUUCUUUUCCACCACAUCUCUCCUACCCUGGAACCGAUGAACCCAUGCUUCAAAUCGAACAAGGGUUUGAAUGGAUCUAUGUUCAACGCUACCUCAUCUUCAAUUGCUUGGACUGCUGGCACAUGAACCUUUGCGUUGCUCUAAUACCUCUAUUACUCAGCAGCCCCUCUAGUACAGAGAGUGAUGUGCAGCAGAGCGGCAUUUCAUGCGCGAAAGCGACUCUGUCUCGGCGAUACCAUGAUCCAUGUCCCCAUUUCCAUAAGUUCUGGGCAACAACAUGCUCCACUGUCACGGCUGCUAUAUUUCUGGCUCUGGAUCUAAUAUGUUUUCGCCAGCACCGAUCAUCUGCUGAAGUGGCCGAAGAAAAGGCUUUGAUAUUGUUCGGCAUCUACCUCCUGGAACGAACAUGUACAGAUACACGACACGACGCCUUAGUUGUUCUGCGCCGCCUUGUUGAGCUAUCUGACGUUAUACGAUCGAGACAAAUUAUCGACCAGAGGGUGUUCGUCCGGCUCAUGAAGCUUGUCGCUUCUCCCAAACUAUGGGCUUCAUUUCCCGACACAGAGGUCACGUUGAGGUUUCUUUUUGCGGACCCGUCGUCGACCGGAGAGGCGAGCAAGCCGGUAUUAGACAAUGACGAGCAGAUGCAUAGCGCGGAUCCUAGUCCCGCUACGUAUGGAGAUACACUACCGCACACUCUGAGUCGGUUUGCGACAAUGGCUGGUGAAGCAGGAGAGGAAUUCCCACUCGCAGAUAAUCUCUUUUCUUCCGAGCUCAUCGACAUGUCGCUCCCCUGGCUGGACCCUGGGUGUCUAAUGACAUUUCCAAGUGAGGUGUCCCUCUAAUAGAAGUGCCAUAUACUUAUUGUCUCUUUACUUCCACCAAUAUACCUGGGCUUAUGUAUAGCAUCCAGU